UCCGCCGAGCCCGGCUUGAGGACUGCGCUGCGCAGCGCCCACUCUGCGCCUGUCUUUGCCGGCGACGCUCUGCCGGCUCUCGUUAGCAAUAAAGCGACAUCGGGCUUGUGCGCUCAUUGUUGGCUUAUUCAACUUGGAAUUGAAGUUGUCAAAGAUGAGUGGGUGAUUUACAGGGAGCGACUAGUCAACAUGGCGACAAGUUGGGCACCUGCAUCACUUUGUGGAAAUUUUAAACAGUCACAGUAAUAAAGAGCCAGACACCGCGACCGGUUCGUGCUGAAUGCAAUGCUGUAAACGUACGACUUUCGCAGCUGUGAGCAAAUCAAGUACAGAAGACUCAGGAUGAAAAGAUGGCACCGCUGUUGUUACCAGCAGGUCCUGACAGCUUGCACCGGUUCACUCGUGAAUCUCUCACUGCUAUUGAGAACCGGAUUGCUGAGGAGCAGGCCAGGAAUGCCAAGCAGGAGUAUCGAGAGGACACGGGAGCUGAGGAAGAGGUGCCACAACCACGAGCUGACUUGGAGGCUGGAAAACAGCUGCCACGUAUCUUUGGGGAUAUUCCCUCCGACAUUGUUGGUGUGCCUCUGGACGAUAUUGAUCCCUUUUAUUUUAACAAUAAGAAAACUUUCAUAGUACUGAACAAAGGAAAAGCCAUCUUCCGAUUUAGUGCCACAUCUGCACUGUAUAUAUUUAGUCCUUUCCAUCCUAUUAGAAGAGCAGCAAUUAGAAUUUUAGUUCACUCAUUAUUCAGUCUUUUUAUAAUGUGCACUAUUUUGACCAACUGUGUGUUCAUGGCUAUGACCGAUCCGGAACCUUGGGCCAAGUAUGUAGAGUACACUUUCACUGGCAUAUAUACUUUUGAAUCUCUGAUAAAAAUUCUGGCAAGAGGAUUCUGCAUUGGGCCAUUCACAUUUCUGAGAGAUCCAUGGAAUUGGUUGGAUUUCAGUGUUAUUGUCAUGGCAUAUGUUACUGAGUUUGUCGACUUGGGCAAUGUGUCAGCGUUAAGAACGUUCCGAGUACUCCGAGCACUGAAAACUAUCUCUGUCAUUCCAGGCUUGAAAACCAUUGUAGGUGCACUGAUUCAGUCAGUAAGAAAACUAGCGGAUGUGAUGAUUCUGACUGUUUUCUGCCUGAGUGUUUUCGCCCUCAUUGGCCUUCAGCUUUUCAUGGGUAACCUCAGACAAAAAUGUGUCAAGGACUUUGAAAAAUUAAAUGACACCCUUUCAGGCACAUUUUACUGGAAUGAUGAUAACUGGACUUCCUAUGAAGCAUUCAUCUCUGAUUCAGCUAACUUUUAUAAGGAAGAGGAAGCCAAAGACCCCCUGCUAUGUGGAAAUGGAAGCGACGCUGGAAAAUGCCCUGAUGGUUAUACAUGCAUAAAAACAGGAAAAAAUCCAAAUUAUGGUUAUACCAGCUUUGACACCUUUGGGUGGGCCUUUCUUGCCUUGUUCCGUCUGAUGACUCAGGACUAUUGGGAGAACCUUUACCAGCAGACUCUCAGAACUGCGGGAAAGACGUAUAUGAUCUUCUUCGUGUUGGUCAUUUUUCUGGGCUCUUUCUACCUUGUGAAUUUGAUCCUAGCUGUGGUUGCCAUGGCAUAUGAAGAACAGAACCAAGCUACCAUUGCAGAGGCCUGGCAGAAGGAGAGAGAAUUCCAACUAGCAAUGGAGCAGUUAAAGCGGGAGCAGCAGGCAGUUGUUAAUAAAAUAGAGACAGACUCAGUUCUGUCUCCAGAAAUGUCACCUUUGGCCUUAAAAGACGCCAAAGAGAGGAAAAACAGAAAAAAAAGACAGAAGACUCUCUCUGAAGAGACAGAAGAAGAUGGUGAUGAGGAGAAAAUGCCUAAAAUGGAUUCCACUGAUUUGCCAAAGGUUUUUCCUCGCUUAAGUCAGACAAUCUUGUCCAGCCAUCGGGGAAGUCCUGGAAGCAGAGACCAGGAUGCUGAAUUUGCAGAUGAUGAAUACAGUGCAGCAGGGGACAAUGAGAGUCGCAGAGGUUCUCUGUUUAUACCAUGGCACAAGCGACGAAGUAGUUCCCUUAGUAUAGCAAGCCACAGCUCCCAGACUAAUACCCUAAGCCUGAACAUUAAUGGAAAAUUGAAUGCCACAAUGAACCGUAAUGGAGUGGUCUCCUUAGGACCCCCUUCUUCUUUAAACUUGCCUGCGGUAGUGGUGGAAAGACCUAUAACUGAAGAUAAUGCAAUUAAUUCAGACAGCGAAGCAAGCAAGGGACUGAUCGCCCACCGGCUAUCUGUUGAUUAUCUGGAUGAACCAUUCCAAAGAGAAAGGGCUUUGAGUGCAGCCAGCGUUCUGACUAAUGCAAUGGAAGAAUUGGAAGAGUCACGUCAGAAAUGCCAUCCCUGCUGGUACCGUUUUGCAAAUAAGUAUCUAAUUUGGGAUUGCUGCCCUCUCUGGCUGAAAAUAAAGGAAUGGGUGAAAUUUGUGGUGAUGGACCCAUUUUUGGACCUUGCAAUCACUAUCUGCAUUGUACUAAAUACUCUGUUCAUGGCCCUUGAACAUUACCCAAUGACUGAUGAGUUUACCAAAAUGCUGUCUGUAGGAAACCAGGUAUUUACUGGUAUCUUCACUGCAGAGAUGGUUUUCAAGAUCAUUGCCCUGGAUCCAUAUUACUACUUUCAGCAGGGGUGGAAUAUAUUUGACAGCAUUAUUGUCAGCCUGAGUUUAAUGGAGCUUGGACUUGCCAAUGUGGAAGGGUUAUCAGUUCUGCGAUCCUUUAGACUGCUUAGGGUUUUCAAAUUGGCUAAGUCAUGGCCCACUCUAAACACACUUAUCAAAAUCAUCGGGAAUUCAGUUGGUGCUCUGGGUAACUUAACUCUUGUCUUGGCAAUUAUCGUUUUCAUCUUUGCUGUGGUUGGAAUGCAGCUCUUUGGGAAAAGCUACACUGACUGUGUUUGCAAGAUCAGCAAGGAUUGUAAACUCCCAAGAUGGCAUAUGAAAGACUUCUUCCAUUCCUUUUUAAUUGUUUUCCGUGUACUUUGUGGAGAGUGGAUUGAAACCAUGUGGGAUUGUAUGGAAGUGGCAGGUCAGCCCCUUUGUAUCCUUGUCUUCAUGCUGGUCAUGGUGAUAGGAAACCUAGUGGUACUGAACCUCUUCCUUGCCUUGCUGUUGAGCUCAUUCAGUGCUGACAACUUGUCUGCUCCUGAUGAAGAUGGUGAAAUGAACAACUUACAGAUUGCAAUUGCUCGCAUCCAGCGUGGUAUGUCCUGGCUGAAGAAUGCUAUUUUUGACUUUUUCCGUGGGGAUUUUAAGAAGAGACGGAGAAAAGCCAAAGAGGCCAAAAUGAUGACUAGCCUUAGCUGCAUGAAGAAUCACUCAAAUGAAACUGUAAAGGAUUGGCGAGAGGGAAACGGCCUGACAAGAAGCAUUGACCUCAAUGGUGAUAAGUAUGUGCUUCCUGACUCUGAUGGCUUCAUGACCAACCCUAACCUGUCUGUUAAAGUCCCCAUUGCAACAGGAGAAUCUGAUGUAGAAUUUCAUGAUGAUGAACAAAGUACAUGCACCGAGAUGGAAGUCAGCAAGGAGAAACUGGAUGAAUCGAGUUGCUCUGAAGGAAGCACAGUGGAUCUGAGGAAACCAGGAGAGGAAGAGGAUGAAUACUCAGAAAUGGCUGAGGAAGCUCUUGACCCAGAGGACUGCUUUCCUGAAACAUGCGUGCGUCGUUUUCCAUGCUGUGAAAUUAACACCACACAGGGAGUCGGCAGAGCCUGGUGGAGGCUAAGGAAAACCUGCUACCGAAUUGUUGAGCACAGCUGGUUCGAAACAUUCAUCAUCUUUAUGAUUCUUCUGAGCAGUGGUGCCCUGGCAUUCGAGGACAUCUACAUCGAGCAAAGGAAGUUUAUUAAAAUGGUCUUGGAAUAUGCUGAUAAGGUCUUCACCUAUGUGUUUGUUCUUGAAAUGAUACUGAAAUGGAUAGCAUAUGGCUUUAAGAAGUAUUUCACCAAUGCUUGGUGCUGGCUUGAUUUCCUAAUUGUAGAUGUCUCUUUAAUAAGCCUUGUAGCUAACGCCCUGCAAUAUCAGGACUUCUCUGCAAUAAAAUAUCUUAGGACCCUCCGAGCUUUGAGACCAUUAAGAGCCUUGUCACGCUUUGAAGGCAUGCGGGUGGUAGUGAAUGCCCUUAUUGGUGCCAUCCCUUCCAUCAUGAAUGUGUUGCUCGUCUGUCUGAUUUUCUGGUUGAUUUUUAGUAUAAUGGGGGUGAACCUUUUCGCUGGAAAAUUUGGAAGAUGUGUCAACAAAACAACAGGAAUUCCAUACAAUGAGACACACAUAAACAACAAAUCCAUGUGUGACAGUAUGAAUAGCACAUUCUAUUACUGGACCAAAGUAAAAGUCAAUUUCGACAACGUUGGAGCUGGUUACCUUGCCCUUCUCCAGGUGGCGACAUUCAAAGGGUGGAUGGAAAUAAUGUAUGCUGCUGUGGAUUCACGAAAUGUGGAGGACCAGCCAAUUGUAGAACAUAAUCUUUAUAUGUACCUUUAUUUUGUAAUCUUCAUCAUUUUUGGAUCAUUCUUCACCCUCAAUCUCUUCAUUGGUGUAAUUAUUGAUAACUUCAACCAGCAAAAGAGAAAGUUAGGGGGACAAGACAUUUUCAUGACAGAAGAACAAAAAAAAUACUACAAUGCCAUGAAGAAGCUUGGCUCUAAGAAACCCCAGAAGCCAAUACCACGACCACCAAACGAAUUUCAAGGCUUCUUUUUCGAUGUUGUGACAAAACAAGUAUUUGACAUCAUCAUUAUGAUCCUUAUUUGCUUGAACAUGGUCACUAUGAUGGUAGAAACAGAUGAGCAAACUGAGAAAAUGAACCAAAUUCUCUAUUAUAUCAACCUGGCUUUCAUUGUAAUCUUUACUGGAGAGUGCUGCAUAAAGAUCAUUGCUCUUCGAUGUUACUUCUUUACAAUUGGUUGGAAUAUCUUCGAUUUUGUGGUGGUCAUCCUCUCCAUUGUUGGAAUUGUGCUUGCAGACAUAAUAGAAAAUUAUUUUGUGUCUCCAACUUUAUUCCGUGUGAUACGACUUGCACGCAUUGGACGUGUUCUCCGACUUAUACGUGGAGCCAAAGGAAUUAGGACUUUACUCUUUGCCUUAAUGAUGUCUCUUCCUGCCUUGUUCAACAUUGGUCUUCUGCUUUUCCUUGUCAUGUUUAUUUACGCCAUCUUUGGCAUGUCUAAUUUCAUGUAUGUGAAGAAGCAGAAUGGAAUUGAUGACAUGUUCAACUUUGAAACUUUUGGCAACAGCAUGAUCUGCCUUUUCCAAAUCACUACAUCUGCAGGGUGGGAUGGACUCCUCAGCCCAAUCCUCAACACCCCUCCUGACUGUGACCCAAAUGUAAUCCAUGCUGGAAUUUCAGUUAAGGGGGAUUGUGCAAACCCAUCAGUAGGCAUCUUCUUCUUUGUUAGCUAUAUUAUUAUAUCAUUUCUAAUUGUUGUAAAUAUGUACAUAGCUAUCAUUUUGGAGAAUUUCAGCGUGGCUACAGAGGAAAGCACAGAGCCACUUAGCGAGGAUGACUUUGACAUGUUCUACAAAGUCUGGGAGAAGUUUGAUCCCGAGGCUACUCAGUUCAUUGAAUAUUGUGUGCUAUCUGAUUUUGCAGAUGCCCUUGAAGAACCUCUGCGAAUUCCUAAGCCCAAUAAAAUCAAGCUUAUUACUAUGGACCUCCCAAUGGUCAGUGGGGACAAAAUUCACUGCUUAGAUAUCUUGUUUGCUUUCACCAAACGAGUUCUUGGAGAAUCUGGUGAAAUGGAUGCACUUAAACAGCAAAUGGAGGAAAAGUUCAUGCUGGCCAACCCUUCAAAGAUCUCCUAUGAGCCCAUCACAACUACUCUCCGGCGGAAGCAGGAAGAGGUGUCGGCGGUAGUAAUUCAGAGAGCUUACAGAAGGCACCUUCUCCGGCGCUCUAUGAAACAGGCAUCUUUCUUGUUUCGCCACAGAACUAGUGAAGGGAACAUUUUUAUGGAGGGUGCACCUGAAAAGGAGGGACUCAUAGCCUCCAUGAUGCAUGAAAACUAUGGUUCUAGGGUGGAAACAGCAGAGACAAUAUCGUCCACCUCUUCACCUCCAUCUUAUGACAGCGUCACCAGGGCCAUAAGUGAUUCACAGCAGAUAAACAGCGAAUCUAGAAGCACUGGUAUCAUUGAAUUCUGUACAAACAACUACAGAGACAAGGAGUCAUUUCUGUGACACUGGUUAUGAAAUGCUUUAAAUGUUGUUUACCGAAUGUAACAUAAUUCAAACAACAUUGUCUUUUUUGUACACUUAGUUGCAAAACAAACCACAAGUUUUCAUUUA
This is a messenger RNA of Polypterus senegalus (gray bichir), 6299 nucleotides long. RefSeq names its product sodium channel, voltage gated, type V-like, alpha b (gene scn5lab). The transcript has 27 exons. The record is from RefSeq and is a predicted model, not a curated record. Gene Ontology annotation, biological process: membrane depolarization during action potential; sodium ion transmembrane transport; neuronal action potential. Gene Ontology annotation, molecular function: voltage-gated sodium channel activity; protein binding. Gene Ontology annotation, cellular component: plasma membrane; voltage-gated sodium channel complex; axon. The coding region runs from base 351 to 6191 and encodes 1946 amino acids. Lineage: Eukaryota; Metazoa; Chordata; Cladistia; Polypteriformes; Polypteridae.